AUGAACGUGGAGGCCUUUGUUAUUUCGAUCCGGAAUCGUGAAGCUAUAUGGAACCAACAACUGAGUGACCACCAUAAUAGAUAUACGUUGGACAAGCUUUGGAAGGAGGUUGGAGCAGAAAAUAAUUGUUCAGUGAAAGAAGCUCAAAGCAAAUGGAAGUCACUGAGGCACUACUACAGAAAGGAGGUGAGGAAAAUGCAGGAGGAGAGGUCGGGAUCCAGCGCUGAUUCAGUUCAUAAAUCUAAUUGGCCCUAUUUCUUGAUGUUAGAUUUUCUGAGAACUCAAUUCAAAACCAGACCUACUUCUGGAAAUCUUAUGAAGAAACAAAAGACUAAUGUGGACCAGUCUGUAGCUACAAUUUGCGAUGAUCUAUCUGUAAGCAAACAUCAACUGCAUGUCGAAAACACGGAUGAGAUGUAUGCAGAAAGGUGUCUUUCAGGCAUAGCCUAUCCCGAAAAGGUGGACAACGGGUGGAAGAACCCAGGCCAGGAUAACGUUUAUGUGUACUAA
Homalodisca vitripennis (glassy-winged sharpshooter) is the source of this 510-nucleotide messenger RNA. RefSeq lists its product as uncharacterized. Gene Ontology annotation, cellular component: nucleus; transcription regulator complex. The transcript has 3 exons. Lineage: Eukaryota; Metazoa; Arthropoda; Insecta; Hemiptera; Cicadellidae. Gene Ontology annotation, biological process: regulation of transcription by RNA polymerase II. The coding region runs from base 1 to 510 and encodes 169 amino acids. The record is from RefSeq and is a predicted model, not a curated record.